CUUUUGAUAGUCCAGUUUUUUUUUAUUGAAUUUUGUUUUAGGUGGUGGCCGUUAUAUUGAUUUUGUUAUUUAUUAUUAUUUUAUUUUUCUCCUCAUUAUUAUCAUGGAUUUCGCUAAUACUAGUGGAAUCCGAAGUCCCUUUUCUCCUCGAGUCAGGCAAGCCAUAACAGGCAGACGGCCUAUAGGUUCUACAAAAAAGAACCAAAGCAAAUAUAUACCAUCUCAAGAUACUCCCAAUGGAGACAUUAUCUACAAGACGCCGCUGUGUUCAGUGGAGACUUAUGGAAUGCCCCUUCCUGUUAUGGUUACUGAAACCCUUACAUUUGCAAGUGGAGACGUGAGUGUGCGUUUAUCUGCAUGUGGGUGGUGCUGGUUGGUGGCCGGGCGGCGGAUCCUGGCCUGGCCUCGGGAACCUAUGGCCCCAUCUGGAGUGUCAUCACCAUCAGUGUCUGCGCCAGUUGCCGCCAGAGAACUGACUCUGCCACAGACGGAUCUGGCACAUAAAGCUGAUUUGGUGAUGAUCUUUUAUGAGGAUGGAGCUCAGAUGCCGUCAUGUAUCGGUGUAUCACCAGAAGGCAUAGUCCGCUACUGGCCAUCAGUAGGCCAGGAGGGAGUAUACACAGACGUGUCAGCAGAAUUAGCUGGUCAGGAGUGUGAGCGACUCGGGGAGUACUCGCGAGUUGGUCUCGUGUUGGCAACAACCACUUGUACUGUGGUGCUGCUGACAACUGCUGUUGUAGAGGGUCGAGCAGUAGUCCGCCCGCGCACGCUGCGCCCGCCGCACGGCUGGCUGGGCGGCAUCGGACGUCGUGUCUCGCUGCUGUUCUUUGGCUCUAUGCCGGCACAUGCUGACACUAAGCUGGUGGGCGUGGUGGUCCUGGACGAGGACGAGGCGGAGGGCGAGGAGCCGUGCGUGGCGCUGGUGGCGGGCGGCGGCGGCGGGCCGCUGCUGCAGCUGUGGCGCGGCGCCGCGCUGCACGGCCACAGCCUGCGCCGCCCGCUGCAGGCUCUGUGCGCGCCGCAAGGCGAGCAGAACAGCGUGGACAUAGUGCCGCUAGACGUGCGCGCGUCGGGCGACACGCUGCUGCUGCUGGUGGCCGCCGUCAACGUGGCGCGCGCGCCGGACGUCAGGUACGCUAUUGCCCACGUGUGCGUGGCGGACCCCGGCAGCCCCCGCGUGUCGUCGCUGCUGCCGCUGCGCGCGGGCCCCGGAGCCCCGGGCGCGGACCCCGAGCUGCUGCCCCGCUUCCUGCCGCUGCCCGGCCGCGUGCUGCUCUAUGCUUCCAACUACAUCGCCAUCGUGUCCACGUCAGGCGCGAACGACAAGCCGGAGUACAUCGACGUGAGCUCGGAGAACGACCGCAUCCUGACGGCGGAGCUGUGCGGGCGCGUGCCGCUGCUGUUCAGCCGGCAGCACGGCGUGCUGGCGCUCGUGCUGGACGACGUCAGGGCCGCGGCGGCCGGCGCGCCCCUCGCCGACGUGUACGACGACAGCCUGUGCCUCUACGACAUCGAUCCCCACGAGGUCAGCGCAGUAACAACAGACGUUUGCGGCAAGUUAAAAACUGCCUUCCUGUUCUACGUGCGGCGCGACACAGCCGCCUGCCGCCGCCUGCUGGACGAGCUGUUCCCCCCCGCCGCCGGCGACGAGAAGGAGCUGGACUCCGUGCUGGACCGCACGGUCAUCAGGAUCGCCAGGGAGAUAUUGGAUGAUAUACCAGCGGGGGAUCCCAGAUGGAAACAACGCGUGACCGGCCAAUCGGCGAACAUAGCCCUCGGAAGUUCCGCCGCUUUAGACAUCGCGGCGCAAUUGCGAGACAAACAGAGGGCGUUCUCGUUGUUCGUGGAGAUGCUCACCAACACCGGCCUCGGCGGCAGGCUGUACCGCGUCACUGACGAAACGGACGGGUCAGUGAUUAGCACGGAAUGCGCCCUGUGCCGGCUGUCGGAACAACUGGCUGCCGCCAUCGCUCUGCGGAGGCUGCAACGCGGGCCAGCGCAGCAGCUCAUCGACGCUGCUAUCUACCAGGUUGUGUGCGGCGGCGACGACGGCGAGGAGGAGGCGGAGACGCGCGCGGCGCUGGCGGCGGGCGCGCUGUCGGCGGCGGACGCGUGCUUCCGGCGCGCGUCGCGCGUGUCGCGCGUGCUGCGCGCGCUGGCCGCCGGCGACGCCGCACACGUCGUGGUGACGGUGCUGUCAGAGAUGCAGACGUGCCGCCUGCAGUGGCAGCAGCCGAACUGUCCUCCUCCCACGGACCUGCUGCCUGCGCUUCUGGACCUGCACAAACGGACAUUCACGCAAUAUCUCCCGGCAUGCGCGGACGCGGCCGCGCGCGGCGCGCUGCUGGAGACGGCGCUGCAGCUGAGCGAGCUGCUGCUGGCGGCGGGCGGCGCGCUGCCCGCCGCCCGCCGCCGCUCCGUGCGCACGCAGCUCAUACAGCCGUUCGUGGAGGAAGGUCAAGUGGAGCGCGCUGCUGUGUUGGCCGAGAAGUUCAAGGACUUCCCCCUUCUCAUUCAGAUGUGCGUCUCCAGCGGCGACGUGGACAGACUGUACGGGUACUUGGACAAGUAUAGUAACGAGGGUAUAUGCGAGACUGCGUUCGCGUGGUUGUGCUCGCAUUCUGGGAAGCAUCGCGCGUUGCUGCUGCGCUGUCUCGGCCGGCGGUACCCUGAUAGAUUGGUAGCGUGGCUGUCGUCAGUGCCGCAACCACCGCGGCCCGCUCUUCUAGCGUUGCAACAGCUAUCUUCCGGUAGACACCGACUAGCGGCCGUGGCUUACACUGCCCUGGCCGAACAGGAGACGGACUCUGUCAACAGGAUGACGACAAUGGCAUCCCUAGGUAAACUCUGCCUGAUCGCGUCAGACGACGACGAACCUACUGACCUUUGGAAUAAGAUAGAGAACCGUCUGGCGCUGAGCGAGCAGCACGCGGCCUUGCCCCGAGACAUCAGGGUUCACAACGGACUGGACGCCGAAGACACCAGGGUGUUACCGCCCGAGGAUCUAGUGCAGAUGUACAUAGAAAGUGACAGUCGACUGCUAUCGGAGUAUGACUACAAGAAGGCGCUGGACCUCACGGACUACAUCAGCGAUAUGGAGCGCCGAGACGAACUUAGGCUGAGGGUGUGGUGCGCGUGCAUCAAACGCGACGACUGGUCCGCGUGCCGCGUGGAGGCGCCGGCCGAGGAGCUGCAGGACAAGACGUUCUUCCGCCUCAUCGAGUUGGCGCACGUCAUGGGCGGCGACCUGGAGCUUCUCCUCCCCCCGGUGGAGGACAUCCUGACGGCGCCCGAGCUGGCCGAGCUGGUCUCCGACUCCAGGGUCCACUUCAUCCUCAAGUACGGAUACGAGUGCCUCCACAACAUGCAUACGGACUAACGCACCAAUAAAACAAAGAGAGUUAGAGACACACAUUUUUGACUAUUCCUCAAAAACAAUACACAUAUAAAUCACAUCUUUAUCCCUAACGGGGUAGACAGAGCCGACAGUCUCGCAAUGACUGAAAGGCCAUAUUCAACUGGAAAUUAUUACACACAGUCGCUGUGUUACACACACAUGUAUUUGAUAAAAGUACGCGGGAAACUCGGAAUGUUUUGCGAAACAAAAAAGGAAUGAUCUUUGGACAACGUUUCAUUUUUAAAUUAAUAUUUACUAACAUUAACCUUUUUCUUAGCGAAACUUUCUGAGUGGCCAAGCUAUAAUAUCGAAGCUUAUAAGUUGAUUUUAGUUAUUCGAAUAUUGAAUAUUAUAUAGAUUGUUUUCUGCUAGUAUAAUUUGUGGCUACCUUAUUUAUAUAUUUUUUUAUAUUUAACUUUGUUCAGUAUUUUUUUAUUGUAUUCCACUAAAAAGACUUCAAUUUCAAUGUAAUCUAAACCUUCUCCUUAUAAGUACUUAAAAUAAUUGGAUUAAUGUUAAGAGUGUUACCACACCAACCGAUCGAUUAAUCGAUCAAGUCGCAAGAUUAUCGAUUCUGCAACAUUCUUAACUAGUUUUUGUAAAAAAAAAAUAUAAAUGUCGAAAAAAAAAUUAGAUGUAAGAAUAAGUGAAUUAUUUUUGCCCGUUACGAUGAUACGGGACAAAUUAUCGUAAAUAAUGUGUCAUUUUCUUAAAUUCUUACUCACUUAAAAGGUCUGUCUCCUGUCCGAUGAAUCACUUAGGAACAAAUUAAUUGUUUAAUUUUUAUUUAUAAUUUAUUGACUGAUGGUAAUGUGUUAAUCUGGUCACAAAUGUUGGUCAUAUAGCUAUCCAACAUUUAUCUUCAAAAAAUUUGGUUUAAUAUGUUUUUUUUUGGGAUACCGACAUAAAAUUUGGCAAAUAUAUUUAUAAAGAGAAUAAAUAAUAGUUUAAAAAAAAAACUAAAAAACUACGCUUUUAUUGCAUAUCAAACUAAAAAAUAGAAAAUAAAAAUUAAUGACAAAGGAAUUAUAAAACAGUAGUAGCAAGUCGAACAAUCAGUUAUAGUCAAUUACCUCCGAUUAAAAUUAUAACAAAAUUAAAUUUAUAAACAAAACAAUUUAAAUCUGAGUAAAAAUAAAUCCUGGCAGUUUUAAUAAGGAUAAUGAGAAACUCUUAUCAAAAUAUUGCAUUGUCAUCCCAAGUAACAAUUAGGCGCUAAAGUAAGAUUUAUAAUAAGUCUAUAAAAGCGCUAACUAGAUUCUAAAGUGGUUUAUGGGUGUAACAAAUUAGUGUUAGAGCGCGCUCUAACCCUACUUUACCCCCGAAUUGGGCACAAUUUUUAUAUUACUUAAGGUUGUAUAAUGACGGUAUACAAGAGUUAUGGUAAUUGGCUAAGAGGUACAAUUAGUGCUAUAAGAAAGUUAUUAUAGCGGUAACAGGAUCUCUUAGCGAUACAAGAGGGGUAAAUAAGCGUCAACUGACUCCUUAAGCGGUACAGUAGAGAUACAAAGGCGUUAAUUAUAUUUUCAAGCGCUAAAAGGGAGGUAAAUAGGUGUUUUGUAACGGUCUGAACGCUAUUCAAGAUAAUUAAACUAAUUUUGUGAUCUAAUAAUAAAUAAUUUUAUUUUCAAUGGCUAUAAGUUUACGACUAAUGAUUUUUAUAUUAAACAAAAAAAAGUGAUAUUGUAUGGUGAGAAAGGAAGCAUAUUUUUGCUGCGAAGGGAAGUACACUGUGAAUAUGUUACAUAUUUAUUGGCAAAUAAUUCGAGCGCCCGAUGUAUGUUGUCUAUUUACUGAAAACUUUUCCACGUAUUUACAACAAUUUUUGUUUAUUUUGGUUGCGACGCCAUUGUCAAAAACAAGUAGUCAAUAUAAGAAAUACAGUAGUGACCUUAAGCGCUAUUACUUUACCUUUAGUCACAAAAAAGUAACAAUAGACGCUAUAGGAUCUGUUAUAGCGAAAAAUUAUACUCCUAUUUGACUUAAGGUAAUGCAAGAGAGUUUUGUAUAACUUCAAGCAUUUGGUUCUAUAUAAGAUUAAAUAAACACUAUUGUAAGGCUGGUAGCGCUUAUUAACGCUAUUGUGCAACUUUAGGUUCUUGUAAAGAGUUUAUUAUCACCUGCAUAGCACUUUUGGAGGUAGUAGCUAAUUCUUAUUCUUAUUUAGAUCUUAGAGUUCUAAGAUUCACUUAAAGCUAUAACACAAAAUGCUGUGCAUGUACAACAGUGUUAAGAUUUGCCAUAAUACAUCCAUAACCUUUAAGCUCGCCUAAUUGUCGCGCUUGUAACUCUGUAUUAUAAGUAGAAGUGAUAUACGUUACUUGGUACGCCACUUUAUCGCCAAUAGUCAUAAGUGUUGCUACUGUAAUGCCUUUGUAGCCCACUAAGUAACAAAAUAAGCUCUAAUCGUCGCCUAAAUGUUUGUUGGGAUCGGUCCUUGAUACGUGUGCAAAGUUCCAAGUUGAUCAGACGUUUAGAAAUCAGUGAAAAUUAAGCUCAAAGAUUCCGUUACAUACAUACAUACAUACAUAGAUACAUACAUACAACCCAAGCUAAUAAAAGCGUAGUAAAAAUAAAUGAAAAAAUUUUUUUUUUUCCUUUUUGCUUUUACAAAAAUAAUGACAAAAUAAAAACUACCACUGUCCCUUGGAAUCUCAUUAAAUUUCGAUAUUCAUAGCAUUAGAAUACAAAUUUUAAGAAAAUGACACACGACGAACCUAACUCACCAUUCGAUAUGUUCAGUCAGACUGAUUUAGAUGUAAGUAUUAGAUGUAAGUUAAUCUUAAACCAUGUUUAAUUUCCCUAUUAGUACCUAACUAAUAUUAUAAUUAAUAUCUUUUCGAAGGCGCAAGAUGAACUCCUCACAAUUUCACAAUAAAAAGUGUGAUUUCUCCAAUUAUAUUAUACUAGAGGCCACCCGCGACUUUGUCUUCAUGGAAACCCUGUCAAUCGCGCGGGAACUCCGGGAUAAAAAGUAGCCUAUAUGUUGUUCUGGAUCUUCAGCUAUCUACCAAUACCAAAUUUCAUCGUAAUCGGUUCAGUAGUUUUUGCGUGAAAAAGUAACAAACAUCCAUACUGACAUCCUGACCUACAAACUUUCGCAUUUAUAAUAUUAGUAAGUAGGAUGUAUGUAUAUGUUUCGAAUCCAGGUAGUAAAAUGUUUUGUGGUCGACUGUACGCAGUUGAAUAAUCUAGGAUUAUUUUUAUAACUGUAUUUAGUAUUGUUUAUUUUUUUUAAAUAUUGUUUUUGGUUCCUAAGUUGUCCAAAGGGCAUUUGUAGUUAAUUUAUAAGCGGGUCGUGUCAUUGUUUAUCCAUAAUUACUGUUGUCUUUUGUGUUAACAGGUCAUGUAAAACAAUUUGAAUUUCCAUUGUGUUGUUUAAUAAAUUAAUUUUAUGAUAAUAUUAUUUUCA
Amyelois transitella is the source of this 6809-nucleotide messenger RNA. It is a transcript of the gene Nup133, whose product is annotated as nuclear pore complex protein Nup133. Gene Ontology annotation, biological process: protein import into nucleus; poly(A)+ mRNA export from nucleus; transcription-dependent tethering of RNA polymerase II gene DNA at nuclear periphery. The record is from RefSeq and is a predicted model, not a curated record. Gene Ontology annotation, molecular function: protein binding; structural constituent of nuclear pore. The transcript is spliced from 22 exons. NCBI's taxonomy places the organism in Eukaryota, Metazoa, Arthropoda, Insecta, Lepidoptera, Pyralidae. The coding region runs from base 104 to 3379 and encodes 1091 amino acids. Gene Ontology annotation, cellular component: nuclear pore outer ring.